Molecule: messenger RNA, 1087 nt
Organism: Caenorhabditis angaria
Lineage: Eukaryota; Metazoa; Nematoda; Chromadorea; Rhabditida; Rhabditidae
Source: the annotation of a GenBank genome assembly
AUGGAUAAAAAACGAAAAACUAUUGAUUCUUCUGAAAGGUUUCCAAUUCGAAUUCAAUCUUCAAAUCAGCUCGAUCAAAUUAUUUGGAACUUAUCCUAUCUCGAUUCUAGAAUUCUAAAACUUCGAAAUUCCACCUAUAAUCCUAUAGAUUUUCCAAAUUUUGAGCAAAUUCUAGAUGCUCCAAGUAUUCUAAACCUAGCUGAAAAAUAUGAGGUAAGUUUUUUCUCUCAAGAAAAAUCUGAAAUUCUGAAAUUCCAGCCAAUGUCUGGUUGGCCAUUAACAUUGGAAGAAUUUGGAGAGAAACAACGGAAACUGAAUGAAUUUGAUUUACAAUUUUCAGAUAAAAAAUUCAUAGAUCAAUCAAUAAAUACGUGAGUUAUUGCAAGUUUCAAAUUAAAUGUAAGACAAGAAUUUUUCUAGGAAAAACUGGUUACGAUUCGAUACAAUGUUAUCCAUUGAAUAUCUGAAAUCUCUUGAUUUUUUCAAAUUUUUGAAAUUUGAAGAUCGAAGUGUUUUGGCUAAACAUGUUACAGUAACAAUUCAAACUAUGAUAUUUGCAUAUUCAUCUUUUCAAAAUAAACCAGAUUGUUUCAAAACACCAGAUGGAUGUUGUGUUGAUUCAGAAACUAUGUGAGUUUUUCAAAAUUUACAUACUAAAAUAAUAUAAUGUUUCAGAUCAGUAAUAUUACACUCAUACAUGGCUCGAAAAAUGUGUAAACAUGCAACAUUUAUUGAAGUUCAUCUGAAGUCUAUUCAAAAAGUUAUGGGAUUUUUGAUUCAAGAAAAAUUGACUGAAAUUGAAUAUAUGUUAUUGAAAUCAAUUGCAAUUUGUGAUCCAAUAUUUGAAUUGUCAGAAGAAGCUAGAAAUAUUAUUUGGAAAAAUCGUCAGAAGUUCUCAAAAAUAUUACUAGAAUAUUGUGAAAUAACCUAUGGAAAAAGAAAUGGACCAUCGAGAUUUGUCAAACUUUUGAGUUAUCUUAACUUGAUUAUCUCUCAUGAGAAACAUAUGAGGAUUUUUAUCAUUUUUUUGGGAUUAUCUUCGAAGAUGAGAUCAUUGGAAAAUGUUAUUUUUAAUGUUUCAAGUUAA